AUGUCAUCGAAGAAGAAAACGCCACGAACUUUGAAAAUUAAGGGAAAGGGCAAAGUUCUCGUGCCGAAAUGGAAACUUUUCCGUGCUAAGGAGCCGCUGCUUUCUGUGUUUAUGUGGGGAGUGAAUCACUCCAUAGGCCAGCUGGAUCACGUGCCUCCACCGGGAUUGCUUAUGCCUGAUGAUUUCAAAGCGUAUACCAAAGUGAAAAUAGACAAUCAUUACUUCAACAAAGAUAUCAUGCCUAGUCAUUAUAAG
Cylicostephanus goldi is the source of this 255-nucleotide messenger RNA. The record is from the annotation of a GenBank genome assembly. Lineage: Eukaryota; Metazoa; Nematoda; Chromadorea; Rhabditida; Strongylidae.